AUGAAUUAUAUAUCAAAUACAUAUUUUAUAUCAAAGGAUUUCAUUGAGAGAGUGACUUUCGGAUUUGUUUUAAUUAAAGGAUGUUUGAACUUGACAAAGGUAUUUCCUUAACUUAAUUAGAUCACUUUUAAGACUGUAUCAUAAUAAUAUAGGAAUCCAUGAUAAAG
Paramecium octaurelia is the source of this 167-nucleotide messenger RNA. The record is from the annotation of a GenBank genome assembly. NCBI's taxonomy places the organism in Eukaryota, Ciliophora, Oligohymenophorea, Peniculida, Parameciidae.